Molecule: messenger RNA, 1496 nt
Organism: Condylostylus longicornis
Lineage: Eukaryota; Metazoa; Arthropoda; Insecta; Diptera; Dolichopodidae
Product: ras-related protein Rap1
Exons: 6
Coding region: 326-1174 (282 amino acids)
Molecular function (GO): GTPase activity; GTP binding
Source: RefSeq, a predicted model, not a curated record
AGAUUUUCAACAGGAAAAUUUAUAAGUCUACUGAGAGUCCUUAAAUUUUUUCAAGCGGAUUAACACCACCAAGCUAAAAGCUGAAUCAAUAUUGGUAAUCAAAGGAGAAAUCAACAGCCAACAGCUUUUACAACUUCACAUUUAAGUUAUAUCUAUAUGGUCAAUUUAUAUUAGAGAACAAUCAAACUUUCUUAGAAAAAAUAAUAGAGAGAAAGGCAGAGAGAACCAAAAAACUACCACCAUAAACAUAAAUACAAAAAAGAAAACUGUUAAAAAGUGAGUGAAAAUUAAAUAGUAAGAAGGAGAAAAAUCCAAAAUCUCUGGAAUGAAACCAAGACAUUUAAGGCGAAGAUUUAGUCUUCAGCCGUCAUUUAUGAAAGAUGACCACUCUGAUGAAAAGAAACGGGAUAAAGUAUCACGUUCAGAUGCUGCUGAUGAUUCCGUUGGACCGACAAAUGCUAGACAUAAAAUUGUUGUAAUGGGAUCAGCUAAAGUUGGUAAAACAUCAAUAAUAACGCAAUUUUUAUAUAAUCAAUUUCCAACCAAAUACAAGCGUACGGUAGAGGAAAUGCAUCAAGGAAAUUUUUCAUUAAAUGGUGUAAAUUUAAUAUUAGAUAUAUUGGAUACAUCUGGAUCGUACGAGUUUCCAGCUAUGCGAGCUCUAUCAAUUUCAUCAGCUGAAGCUUUUAUACUAGUUUAUGAUGUCACAGAUACAAAUACAUAUGAGGAAGUAAGAGCUAUUAGGGACCAAAUACAUGAAAUUAAGGGAACAACAGCCGUACCAAUUGUUGUAGUUGGCAAUAAAAUUGAUUUAGCUGAACGUGAUGAAAAUUUGAGAGAGGUUGAGCACGAAAUGACAGAAAAUGUAGUGACUGUUGAUUGGGAAAAUGGAUUUGUGGAAGCGUCAGCAUUGAAAAAUCAAAAUAUAACUCAAAUAUUCAAGGAAUUAUUGUCUCAGGCAAAAAUAACGUAUAAUUUAAGUCCUGCAUUAAGACGCCGCAGACGGCAAUCAUUGCCACCAAAUCAAAUGGGACAUAAUAAUGGUCAUGGCACACCAACAUCAAGUGCACCACCAUCAGCGACUCAUGUACCAUCAGCAUCACAAUUGCAACACUUACAAAAAAUACAAGAGCGAAGUUUAGGUGGAAAACGAAAUUCCUGUGUCAUUUCUUAAUAAUUUAUUUUAAAAUUUUGAGUCAAAAAAUUAAAAACCAAAUACAUAAAUAAAAAUGAAUAAAAUGUAAUAAAUUAUAUACUUACACCAAAAACAAAGUACAUAUAUAAAAUAAUAUAAAAAAAAAGACAAAUGAAAGAAUAUAUCGAAGUGUAUAAAAAGAAAGCUAAUAAAAGUAUAUAUAUAUAUAUAUAUAUAUAUAUAUAUAUAUAUACGUAAAACUGCAAUGACAUGCAACUGACUUAUAUAAUAUGACUAUAAAAAGUAAAAAAAAAACUUUAACACUUAGAAAAAAAUCCGGUAAAAUAAUACAAUUAUUUCA